Messenger RNA from Pomacea canaliculata, 3119 nucleotides. Its product is annotated as tripartite motif-containing protein 5-like. The coding region runs from base 579 to 2372 and encodes 597 amino acids. The transcript has 8 exons. NCBI's taxonomy places the organism in Eukaryota, Metazoa, Mollusca, Gastropoda, Architaenioglossa, Ampullariidae. Gene Ontology annotation, molecular function: zinc ion binding; ubiquitin-protein transferase activity. The record is from RefSeq and is a predicted model, not a curated record. Gene Ontology annotation, biological process: positive regulation of DNA-templated transcription. Gene Ontology annotation, cellular component: nucleoplasm; chromatin.
UCUGCGUAAUAUCGCAACGAGUUAUAAGGACUGUACACACAAACGAGAAAGUUAUAUUUAAAAUUUAGCCUGGGCAUAGCAAUGACAUGCCAUGCAUUUGUUUUCCAUAAUCAACACUUUUUUUUUAAUAAUAGCGGCAUGGUUUCAACUUCAAGCAGGGUUGCAGACGAAGUUCGCUUAAAGCAGAAAAUACCACACGCAGAGGUGCCCAGCAUACGGCCUGCAGCGCCCGCUCGUUUUAACCAGACACAACAUAAUUUCACUUUUAACAUCGUCAUGAUUCUGGCAAAACCGCCGUGUUCUGGCCCGUGAAAUUUUAUAUCAUGUCCAGUGCGGCCCUCGGGCGAGAAAAGGUUGGGCACCACUGAUCGAGCUAACGCAUGCCACAAUUAUUUGAACAUUUAAAAAUAGACUUCGCUUUGUGAUUGAGACCUAGAAUCACAGAGCAGAGCUGUCAGCUGGUGCUGCUGCUGCGACAUAGUACGAAAGCUGUAACGUAUGCUGGCAACUGGAUGCUGCUGCUGCUGCUGUGAUGACAAAGUGUUUGUGACUGGCAUUGCUCGAUCUAUAUAAGCACCAUGGAGGACCAAGGAGAGAAAAUCAAGGAUGACUUUCUAACAUGUCCCCUUUGCCUGGAGCUGUACACAGAGCCAAAAGUUCUUAACUGUCAGCACACUUUCUGCCUGCAAUGUUUACGGCAAUACAUGCAAUGCCAAAGCGCAGCUCAAAAAAAUUGCUGUUGCCCCCUUUGCAAGGAGUUAACUGUCAUACCUUCUAAUGAUGUUCAGAAUCUGAAGAACAAUUUUUUGGUGAUUGGUUUGCUGCAAUGUUUUAACAGUCAGAGUGGACCUAAAGGAAGGUGUUUUGGUCUUCCCAGUAAAGGACCAGGAGAAAGCUGUCCAGCAUGUGAAGAGAGGAGAGAAUGCAACAGUUAUUGUGAUGAGUGCCAGAUGUGGCUCUGUGGGACAUGUGUCCGCAGUCACACAAAGCUACCUUCAACUAAGAGUCAUCAUCUGCUUUCUCUUAAUGAGAUUAAGGACCACAGUUUGGACAGACUCCAGCAGGUAGAUGAAGUUUUACAAAAGCUUUUUGAGGAGACUGAUGCCCACUUGUCAGAUAUCACACUUAAGCGUCAGAAUUUGGCAGAACAGGGUGCUUUGGCUAGUGUUACAGUCAAUGCUAGUGGCAGAGAGCUACGGAACAUAAUUGAAGAAAAAUGCUCAAAGAUAACAUCAGAAAUAUGCUGCCAAGUGUCAUACGUAGAUGAUAAGAUCCACAAGAUCCAAUCAGAAAUGGAGCUUAGAAAGGGACAACUGGAAAAUGCUAGAAAAAUGGUUAGCGAAGCCAGGUCCUCACAGUUGGAAUGCAUGCAUUUGGUGCCAGAGAUUGAGCAGCUGAUGCGCAGUUUGAUUCCACUUUCUGAGGUUUCUUCUGAAAUCAAAUCUGCAACAGCCCUGCAGUUUCGCCAGUCACUGAUCGUUGCAUCUAUGCUGAAGUCUGAAGCUUUGGGGUAUCUUGAGAAAGUGCAGCAUUGUGGAGUUCAGGAUAUUCAGGAAAUCUUUCCAGAUCAAGCAUUGGCAGCACAGCUUCUGUCACAUACAGACAUGGGGUUUGUUUCAAGCAUUGCCCUCACUGACUCUUCCAUAUUUGUGGCUGCUGGGUGUGGGCAUCUCCAGAUCUUGUCCAAGAAUCCUUGCAAGAGUCAAGCUGAUACUGUUCCAAAGCCGUAUAGGAUGUGGAAAAAACCAUGGGGUAUUGCAACAACUCCGUUCCAGACAGUACUAGUAACUGAUGCUGGAGCUAAUCCUGGAGAUGGGUUUGUCGCUGUUUUGAAGAACAAUGGUCAUUUUAUGCACUGCAUUGCUAACGGAAUGUCUCUUCCCCGUGGCGUGGCGAUGCAUGCUGACAACGUCUACGUGUGUGACCAGGAAGAUCGGUGUGUCUACGUGUUUGACUAUAAGCAGUCACGUCUCAUCAAGGUUCUGAAGAAGGAUGCUGUUGGGAAUUUCCAUUUCAUCUCUCCUCUUCACAUCGCAGUCACCCCAAGUGGCAACGUCAUUGUCUCUGAUGCUGGUCGAUUUGUGAAGAUAUUCUCCUCAGACUUUCAGCUCAAGGGAUGCUAUAGCUCAUCCUUUUGUGACUCUGAGCUGUGGGGGGUGUGUAGCACAGGAGUUGAAGAGAACAUCUAUGUAGCUGACUGGAAGCAUGGUGUACAUGUGUUGUCUUCGAAUGGAAACUUUAAGGGAAUCUUGAAGACUCCUGCUGACACCAGCAAGAUCAUGGAGCCCACUGCCUUGGCUUAUUGUACAACAACAGAAAGGCUCUAUGUUGGCACCUCUAGCACACAGGUUUACGUCUUGACGCCUGUCUAGAAUAUGUUGAAAUGCAGGAUGGAGUGGAACAUUUAUAGGAUUUCUUUUGGUUUUUUUUGUGGAAAAAUUCGCUUUUUGCCAACAGCUGUUUAAAUUGUGGAUUUUGUUUUGGAAAGAGUAGAAUUGGUAGGGAAAACAGGCUUAAGAAAUGUGUACAUUAUAAAUUGGAGACUGCAGGUGUUUGUUGCAGAACUAUAAGACACAAUUAUGAAAACACACAGGCAAAUAUGCCCAUAGAUGUAUAAAAAUGACUUUAAAAUAAGUCAAGUUUUUCAAUUUUAUUUUGCAGGAAUGAAUGUGUAAAUAUUAUGAAAUUUUUUAUUUCUUUCAUUCAAAUGCUCAAGUGCACUUCCUGGUUCUUCCAAGAUUCUACUCUGUGUAUGUGUGUGAGAUACAUGUGCAAAAGUUCUAGAUAAUAUAAACAUUGUGUCCUAGACUUUAGAGACUGUUUCAGUUCUCUAUUAUUUAGUUGAAUUUUCUUAGACACUUAUCAUUUUAUCUCACUGCAUCUUCUCCUAUUUCUGCCUGUCAUUGUUUUAUGUAUGUGUAUAGGGAAUCUUUUUAUACUAAUAGUUUAAAUUAACCUGAUAUGACUGGAGCAUUAUAGGUGGGUGUUGUGUUUUCUAUCUGCAAUGAAAACCAAGAAUAACUUCGGAAUUGUUAUUGUGUCAGAAACAAACUAAAACAUAAACAUUGUCUAUAAUAACUUCUUCACUUUUAAAUAUAAAACAAAUCUAAAUUAAUGAA